Molecule: messenger RNA, 1259 nt
Organism: Mangifera indica (mango)
Lineage: Eukaryota; Viridiplantae; Streptophyta; Magnoliopsida; Sapindales; Anacardiaceae
Exons: 3
Coding region: 107-997 (296 amino acids)
Source: RefSeq, a predicted model, not a curated record
CUCCCAUAUCCAAGUACACUCACCACCUCCCCUUUUUUGUUUUUUUCACUCCAAAACACAACACACACACACACAAAUUCACACACUCUCGAGUUUCGAAGAAAAGAUGGUGCUUUCCAGUUCUUGGCUUCUUUCUCUUAUUAAAGUUACGCUCAUGUCGGCUGGUGUGUUAACCUUUGCUUUGUUUUGUAAGGUUUCUGUUCCAAUGAUUAUGGAUUUUUCAGCCUCUAAAACUCCUGUUCUUUGGAGCUCCUUCCUUUCUUGGCUCAAACCUCCCUAUCUUUAUAUAAUAAUCAACUGUAUUAUCGUCGGUAUUGUCGCUUCGUCGCGCUUUUUUAAAUUCGAUGACGUUCCGACUGAAUCGCCUUCAACCCCGUCGGAUCGUACAGUUUACGACGAAAUCAGGAUGCAGUCUGAGUACGGUGGUGUGAAUUACGAGCAGCGGUUGCAGAGAGUGGAGGAAGAGAGCGAGCCUCCGCUUUUUAUGGAGAAGAGGUUGUGGUUAGUGGUGCUUAUCCGGUGGAGGUUGAUCAUAGAGAUGCUACGUGGCCAACAGAAACCUCUUGUUUCUGCUCGUUUCGGUCACCGGAAACCGAUUAAAGCCAGUCCUGAAGGUGGAAGGGCGCUGAGGGUGACGAAGCCAAAACGGAACGAGACUCUGGAGAACACGUGGAAGGCGAUAACGGAUGGACGAGCAAUGCCGUUGACGAGGCACUUGAAGAAAUCAGACAGGUGGGAGAACCAUGGGCAUCAGGUGAACGUGGAACCAUCUCCGGUAAAGAAGUUGGAGACGUUCAAGGACAGGACCAACUACCAGUCGCCACCUUUGAGCAAGUCUCCGGGAAACGGUGGGAAGAUAAGAAAAGAGCCGUCACUGAGCCAGGACGAGUUGAAUCGCCGAGUAGAGGCGUUCAUCAAGAAGUUUAACGAAGAGAUGAGGUUACAGAGACAAGAGAGCUUGAAACAGUAUCAAGAGAUGAUUAGCCGUGGAGUAUAGUAGAAUCGUAGUUUUACAGAAAAAUGAAAUUGGUAUAAUUAAUUUAUUUUGACGGGCGUAUUAUAUGGUUCAAAAUUAUGAAUGAAUGUUUGUAAAUUAAAAAAGAAAAAAAAAAGUUGCUUGUAAUUUGUAAUUAUUUAGUGUUCUUUAAUUCAUAUAUUUAAUUAUUUUUUAUUAUUUAUAUAAUUUGUGAACCGAAAUGUUUUGAAUUAUAGUUGUAUAUAUUUUGAAAAUAGUCAUUUAAGUCUGGAAAAUCUAUUCA